AUGAAGUAUUCAUGGCAAGUUGCAUGCGAAGUUUUGAGACUAAAACCACCAGUACAUGGGGCAUUCAAAGAAGCUAUCACUGACUUCAACUAUGCAGGAUAUACAAUUCCAAAAGGAUGGAAGAUUCAUUGGAUCGCACACGCCACACACAAAAACCCUGAAUACUUUCCUGACCCUGAUAAGUUUGAUCCAUCAAGAUUUCAAGGUGAUGGUCCAGCUUCUUACACUUUUGUCCCAUUUGGGGGUGGAGCACAUAUGUGCCCUGGAACCGAGUAUGCAAGACUUGCAAUACUCAUUUUUCUGCAUAAUGUGGUGAACAAGUAUAGAUGGGAAAAACAAAUUCCUGAUGAGAAAGUACUACAUUAUCCAUACACAAGACCGGCUCAUGGACUUCCAGUUCACCUUUAUCCUCACAAGCCUUAA
Molecule: messenger RNA, 423 nt
Organism: Coffea eugenioides
Lineage: Eukaryota; Viridiplantae; Streptophyta; Magnoliopsida; Gentianales; Rubiaceae
Product: dammarenediol 12-hydroxylase-like
Exons: 2
Coding region: 1-423 (140 amino acids)
Biological process (GO): sterol metabolic process
Molecular function (GO): monooxygenase activity; heme binding; iron ion binding
Source: RefSeq, a predicted model, not a curated record